UGCUACUAUUAAGACAUGCCACUAAUAAGUUUCUACCUUCUCUUUUUUGUGUCAAAAAUUGUUUCAGCAACUGAUACCAUAACUCAGUCACAGUCUCUAACUGAAAACCAAACAUUGGUUUCCAAGAAUGAAAACUUCCAAUUCGGUUUCUUCACUCUUCCCCAAAACUCUAGCAACCGUUACCUUGGGAUUUGGUACAACAAGAUACCGGUUCAAACCGUUGUUUGGCUCGCAAACCGAGAAAGACCAGUCACAACAGAAAUACCCGCAGUCUUGAUGAUAAACAAAACACAGAAUAAUAAUGACACACUUAUCCUCCAUCAGAAUUACUCUGUUCUAUGGUCUAUAACUCCUUCUAGAAGAGCUCGAAAUAUGGUUCUUCAGCUAUUGGAUUCUGGAAACCUUGUUCUGAGAGAACAAAAUGAUGAAAAUGAAGAGAAUUAUCUAUGGCAGAGUUUUGAUUACCCUUGUGAUACACUCUUGCCAGGGAUGAAGCUUGGCAAGGAUUUAAGGACUGAAUUCGAUAGGCGAGUAACCGCGUGGAAGAACGAGUAUGAUCCUUCAAUUGGAAAUUUGUCUUGGGGAAUGGAUGUUACCAAUUGGCCUCAACAGAUGCAGAGAGUAGGAUCAAUGAAGCAGUACAACAGAGGUUCUUGGAAUGGAAUUGACUACACUGGUAGACCUACCAUAAGGCCUAGUCCGGUUUUCGAGUUCAAGUACUUCGCCGACGAGGAACAAGUCUACUUCAUGUUUAGCCUUGUGAAUAGCUCUGUCAAAGCUAGGAUGGUUCUGAACCAGAGCAGCUAUAAGCUCCUGCAUUUGGCGUGGGACGAGGCGGCACGAGAGUGGAAUGUUUAUGGCUUGUUACCAAGAGAUUUUUGUGAUGACUAUGGUGCUUGUGGUCCUAAUGGUAAUUGUGAUGUUAGCAAGUUACCAUAUGCUUGUGAUUGUUUGAGAGGGUUUAGGCCUAAGUCAUCAAGAGAUUGGAAGGCAAUGAACUACCAAGGAGGUUGCUUGCGCGACAAGCCACUGAAUUGCGAAAGCGAUGGAUUUAUUAAGUAUGGGAAGAUGAAAGUGCCUGAUACUGAGAAUUGUUGGUACUUGAAUCAGAGCAAGAACUUGGAGGAGUGCAGAGAUACAUGCUUGAGGAAUUGUUCUUGUAUGGCUUAUACGAAUUCGGAUAUUCGAGGAGAAGGCAAUGGUUGUGCUUUGUGGUUUGGUGAUCUUAAUGACUUGAGGGUUCAACCAAAUGCAGGGCAAGACCUAUAUGUUAGAGUGCCAGCUUCAGAAUUAGAUACAAACAACGGAGCCAAGAUGAAGAUAGGAAUUGCAGUUGGUGGCACUAUUACAAUAUUAUGUGGAUUAUUGUUAGCUCUUUAUUUCAUAUUCAUAAGAGGAAGGAGUGCAACAAUGAAAAAGAGUGCAUCAGUAGCAGAUCAUUUAAAGGAAGAACAGGAAGAGGAUUUGGAGCUUCCUUUGUUUGACCUAUCUAGUAUAGUUAGUGCUACUGACAACUUUUCAAUCAACAAUAAGCUUGGAGAAGGUGGUUUUGGACCAGUAUACAAGGGAACAUUGGAAAAUGGAGAAGAAAUUGCUGUCAAGAGACUUUCUAGAGGCUCCAAACAAGGUGUCAAGGAAUUUAAGACUGAAGUUGCGUUAAUAGCUAAACUUCAACACCGUAAUCUUGUAAAGCUUUAUGGAUCUUGCAUUCAAGACCAAGAGAAAUUGCUUAUAUACGAAUAUAUGCCUAACAAAAGCUUAGAUUUGUUCAUAUUUGAUCAAACCCAACGGAUGCUGAUGGAUUGGUCUAAGCGAUUUCACAUAAUUUGCGGAAUCGCUAAGGGUCUUCUUUAUCUUCAUCAAGAUUCAAGACUCAUAAUUAUUCAUAGAGAUCUUAAGACAAGCAACAUAUUGUUGGAUAGUGAGAUGAAUCCUAAGAUAUCGGACUUCGGCUUGGCUAGAAUUUUAGAGGUGGACCAAACCUCAAAAACUUCGCGCGUCGUUGGAACUUAUGGAUACAUGGCACCAGAAUAUGCAUUAGAUGGAAACUUUUCGGUAAAAUCAGAUGUCUAUAGUUUUGGUAUUCUAUUGUUGGAGAUAAUAUCUGGAAAGAAAAAUAAAGGAAACCAUCGCCAGAAAGACGGUACAAACCUUAUUGAAUAUGCAUGGAAUUUCUGGACAGAAGGGAGGCCCUUAGAAUUGAUUGAUGAAUAUAUGAUAGACUAUUGCAAUAUCUCUGAAGCAUUGCGAUGCAUCCAAAUUGGUCUUUUGUGUGUGCAACAAAAUCCACAUGAUAGACCAAACAUAUCAUUUGUGGUUAUGAUGUUAGGUAGUGAAAUUCAAUUGCCUCUUCCAAAAGAACCAGCUCUUUUUGUUGGAAAGUAUUCAUGUCAGGAAUAUUCUUCUUCAUGUAUAAAUGAUGCACCUUCUGUUAAUGAGUUAAGUAUCUCAGAUUUAGAAGCUCUAAAGACCAAUACUUACAGAAAAUUAAGCAUGCAUGAGGAAUCUCUAGAGGAAAAGCAACAUCACAAUAUUGUAAACAUGCAAAGAAUGAAAAACUUUCACCACUUUGUACCAAUUAUUUUCCACCUUUUUCUCUAUUUUCUUCUCUCCAAAACCAUAGCUGCAACAGAUACCUUAACUCAAUUCCAGUCUCUAAGUGAAAACCAAACAUUAGUCUCCAAGAAUGGAGACUUUGAACUUGGUUUCUUCACUCUUGAUAACUCCACCAACAUCAAUUAUUACCUUGGCAUUUGGUACAAGAACAUCCCAGUCAGAACCAUAGUAUGGGUUGCAAAUCGUGAAAAACCCGCCACAAAUCACAACUUUGUUGUGUUGCUGAUAAACAACACAGCAAAUAGCACAAUCCUCCUUACUCAGAAAAACAAGAACACUGUUCUAUGGUCUGUGAGCAUAUCAAGAAAACCCAAGAAUCCAAUUCUACAACUGUUGGAUUCAGGAAACCUUGUUCUGAGAGAUGAAAAUGAUGAGAAUGAAGAGAAGAACUAUCUAUGGCAAAGUUUUGAUUAUCCUGGUGAUACACUCUUGCCAGGAAUGAAGGUUGGGAAGGAUUUAAGAACUGGUUUCGAUUGGCGCGUAACUGCGUGGAAGAAUGAGAAUGAUCCUUCACCAGGAACCUUGAAUUGGGUUAUGGAUGUUACCAAGUGGCCUGAACCGAUGCAGAGGAUUGGAACAGUGAAGCAGUACAAUAGUGGUCCUUGGAAUGGAGUUCAAUACAGUGCCAAACCAACAAACAAGCCUAGCCCGGCUUUCGAGUUCAUCUACUUUGCUGAUGAAAACCAAGUUUACUACAUGUUCAAACUUGUUAACAACUCUGUGAAAGCUAGAAUGAUGUUGAACCAAACCACAAACAAGAUUAUGCAACUUGUGUGGACACAAGGUGUUUGGAAGAUGUAUGGUUCGAUGCCAAGGGAUUUUUGUGAUGAGUAUGGUGCUUGUGGUCCUAAUGGGAAAUGUGACAUGGCUGAGUCUCCAAAUGAUUGUGAAUGUUUGAGAGGGUAUAGGCCUAAGUCGCCAAAAGAAUGGAUCGGAUUGAAUUAUGAAGGAGGUUGCUUGCGCGACAAGCCACUGAAUUGCGAAAGCGAUGGGUUUAUCAAGUAUGUUAAGAUGAAGGUGCCUGAUACUGAGAAUUGUUGGUACUUAAAUCAGAGUAUGAACUCGGUUGAGUGCAGAGAUAAGUGCUUGAGGAAUUGUUCUUGUAUGGCAUAUGCGAAUUCGGAUAUUCGAGGAGAAGGCAAUGGUUGUGCUUUGUGGUUUGGUGAUCUUAAUGACUUGAGAGUUCAACCAAAUGCAGGGCAAGAUCUUUAUGUUAGAGUUCCUGCCUCAGAAUUAGAGACAAGAAACGGAAGCAAGGUCAAGAUAGAAAUUGCAGUUGGAAGCACAAUUUUUGUUGUAUUAUGUAGCUUGCUCUUAGUUCUCUACUUCACUUGCAUAAGAGGAAGAAGUUCCAAGGCCAAAGAGAAUGCAGCAAUAAUGGAUAGUUUCAUUGAAGAACAAGAGGGUCAUCUAGAGCUUCCAUUGUUUGAUCUAUCUAGUUUAGCUAAAGCUACUGGUAACUUUUCAAUCAAUAAUAAGGUUGGAGAAGGUGGUUUUGGACCUGUAUACAAGGGAUUAUUGAAAAAUGGGCAAGAGAUUGCUGUUAAAAGACUUUGUAGAGGUUCUGUACAAGGGCUCAAAGAAUUCAAAAAUGAAAUUGCGCUGAUUGUUAAACUUCAACAUCGUAAUCUUGUGAAGCUUCAUGGAUGUUGCAUUCACAAUGAAGAGAAAAUGCUUGUAUAUGAAUACUUGCCAAACAAAAGUUUGGAUCUCUUCAUAUUUGAUCAAACGCGAAGAAAGCUCUUGGAUUGGUCGAAGUGCUUCCAUAUGAUUUUUGGGAUUGCAAAGGGUCUCCUUUAUCUUCAUCGAGAUUCAAGACUUAGAAUCAUUCACAGAGAUCUUAAAGCAAGUAAUAUCUUACUUGACAGUGAAAUGAAUCCUAAAAUAUCGGAUUUUGGCAUGGCUAGAAUUUUGGGAGGAGACCAAAUUGCAGCAACGACGCGACGAGUGGUUGGAACAUAUGGAUAUAUGGCACCAGAAUACGCAAUAGAUGGAAACUUCUCAGUAAAAUCUGAUGUCUUUAGCUUUGGCGUUUUGUUACUGGAGAUACUAUCCGGAAAGAAAAACAAAGGAAAUCAUUGGGAAAAUGAAAGCACAGACCUUAUUGGUUAUGCAUGGGAUUUGUGGACAGAAGAAAGGCCUCUAGAAAUUGUUGAUGAUAUCCUAAAAGAGUCUUGUAACCUCUCUGAAGUAUUGAGAUGCAUUCAGAUUAGUCUUCUUUGUUUGGAGCAACAUCCAUAUGACAGACCAGACAUGUCAUCAGUGAUUAUGAUGUUUGGAAGUGAAAUUCCCUUGCCUAAGCCAAAGCAACCUGCUCUAUUUGUUGGAGAAUAUCCAUAUCAAUAUGAUUCUGCCAAUGAAUUAAGUAUCGAAGUCUUAGAAUCUAGAUGA
Molecule: messenger RNA, 5007 nt
Organism: Arachis duranensis
Lineage: Eukaryota; Viridiplantae; Streptophyta; Magnoliopsida; Fabales; Fabaceae
Exons: 15
Coding region: 16-5007 (1663 amino acids)
Biological process (GO): recognition of pollen; protein phosphorylation
Molecular function (GO): ATP binding; protein kinase activity
Source: RefSeq, a predicted model, not a curated record